Prunus armeniaca (apricot) is the source of this 504-nucleotide messenger RNA. NCBI's taxonomy places the organism in Eukaryota, Viridiplantae, Streptophyta, Magnoliopsida, Rosales, Rosaceae. The record is from the annotation of a GenBank genome assembly.
AUGGAUCCGAACGACGAAGGUAAAAUGGAGAGGGCGAAGAAGUUUCUGGGGCUGAGUCAGGACGAGUCCGAGGCCGUGUCGCGACUCGCCGUUCCAGAACGGCAAGCGGGCGAAGGGAAGAGCUUCUACGACACUUUCGCUCUUGCAGGCAACAGAGUCGUCCGAGUCGAACCCGGACUCAUCGUCUGUAAUUUCAAGGUCCCUCCCCGCCUCACUGAUAGAACUGGGAAGUUGGCCAGUGGGGCAAUUGCAAACCUGGUUGAUGUUGCCGGUAUAUCCGUAGAUUUUGUUGAGGGUCUACCUAUGAAUGUUUCAGUGGACAUGUCUAUCUCCCAUCUCUCAACUGCCAAGCUUGAUGAUGAGUUAGAGAUCAUCUCAAAAAGGUUAGGGCAAAGAGGAGGUUGCACUGGAGCGUUGGUACUUGUGAGAAACAAAGCAACUGGUGAGAUUAUUGCUGAAGGUAGACUUUCAAUGUUUCGUACACAAGCUUCUAGCAAACUCUGA